UUUGUGUCUUAGUGCUUCUGUCCUGGCUGGCUCUCAGCUCUCAGACGGCAAUAUGAGGCUGACAUUUUGGAUAUUCCCCAAGGAUGGCCUCAGUAUGUCCCUCUCCGGAGUCACCAUGGCUCUCUGUACCCUCACCCUGCUUCUAGUGGCUCUCAGGGGCCGCAAGCGAGAGGGUGCGGGACACCCCAAAGGCACCCUGCCACCGGGGCCGACCCCCUGGCCCCUAGUGGGUAACCUGUUCCAGAUGGGCGACCAGAUACACCUGUCCCUGACGCAGCUCCGGCUGCAGUACGGAGACGUCUUCCAGAUGCGUAUGGGCUCCCUUGUUGUGGUGGUGCUUAGCGGCUAUGCCACCAUUAGGCAGGCGCUGGUUCGGCAGGGCGAGGCUUUCGCUGGACGCCCUGACCUCUUCACCUUCUCUGCCGUGGCCAAUGGCACCAGCAUGACCUUCAGUGAGAAGUAUGGCCCCGCCUGGGUGCUCCACAAGAAGCUCUGCAAGAACGCCCUACGCUCCUUCUCGCAGGCAGAGUCGCGGGGUCCCGACACCACCUGUAUUCUAGAGGAGCACGUGUGCGCUGAGGCAGCUGGGAUGGUGGAGGCCAUUUGGGAGCUAUCAGAGGCGAGCGAGGGGCUAGGUCUGGACCCUGUGGUCCCGCUGGUUACGUCGGUGGCCAAUGUGGUGUGUGCUCUGUGUUUCGGGAAGAGGUAUGACUACAAUGACAAAGAGUUCCUCACUAUUGUGCACAUCAACAACAAGGUGUUGCGGAUCUUCGCUGCAGGCAACAUGGCCGACUUCUUCCCUGUGUUCCGCUACCUGCCGAGCCCGUCCCUGCGUAAGAUGGUCCAGCACAUCAGCAGAAUGAACAGCUUCAUGGAACACAACAUCGAGGAGCACCUGGAGACCUUUGACAAGGACUGUAUACGUGACAUCACAGAUGCUCUGAUUGCCCUCUGUGAGGAUCGGCAAGAGGAUGAAGACACCGCAGUGCUGUCCAACUCCCAGAUCAUACACACUGUCAUCGACAUCUUUGGAGCAGGAUUCGAUACCAUCAUAGCUGGUUUACAGUGGAGCCUCUUAUACCUCAUCAAGUUUCCUGACAUCCAGGUCAAAAUACACCAGGAGAUUGACGACCACAUUGGCCCAGCCAGACUACCUCGGUUUGAAGACAAGCCCAAGAUGCCUUUUACUGAGUCCUUCUUAUAUGAGGUGUUCCGUCACACAUCCUAUGUCCCUUUCACCAUACCACACUGCACCACACAAAACAUCACACUCAAUGGAUACUUCAUUCCAAAGGACACCUGUGUCUUCAUCAAUCAGUAUCAGGUUAAUCACGACAUAGAUCUGUGGGGUGACCCAGACGUGUUCCGCCCCGAGCGCUUCCUGGGUAAAGAGGGACUGCUCAACAAAGACCUGACAGAGAAGGUCAUGAUCUUCGGGAUGGGGAAAAGGCGUUGCCUGGGUGAUGGGUUCGCCCGGUUGGAGAUGUUUGUUUUCCUGACCACACUGCUCCAUCGGCUGUGUAUCGAGAAUGUUCCAGGACAGGAGCUGGACCUCAGUACCGACUUUGGGCUGACCAUGAAGCCCCGCCCCUACAGGAUCAGUGUCUCGUCACGCCUCUAGAUCCGUCCUGUCCGUUAAGCCAUACGGCACCAACUACAAUAAGGUUACAACUGGCUUGACUGGGCAAGACCUUGCCCACAUCAUCAUAACGCACAGAAACCAUGGAUACUCAGACACCAAAACAUAUUUACUAUACAGACUAAACACAACAUCUUUACCUGGCAGUGGUGUCAUUACCACUGUAAACACAAACACAGUUCCUAGCUGUGAAGAGUCAAGACAGAGUUAAGGCGGUACAAAGUGUGCAAUAGUAUUAAAGUAGCCAUAACCAAGGAUUUGUUCACAUCCAUGUCCUCAUUGGUCAUCAAAUGGAUUGAUAUUUCCCUAGAAGUUGUUAAGAUUUUAGUUUAAGUUUGUUAUAUGGUUAUUCCUUGUUAGUUUUUGUUUUAUUUUGGUCACAAUCACUGGCAUUCUCUCCAGAAUUAAAUUUUGAAUCUUUAUUUAACUAGGCAAGUCAGUUAAGAACAAAUUGUUACUUAACUGCCUUGUUCAGGGGUAGAAUAAUCGAUUUUUACCUUAUCAGCUCGGGGAUUCGAUCCAGCAACCUUUCGGUUACUGGCCCAAUUCCUCUAAUCACUAGGCUACCCAGAUUGAAUACAGUUGUAUAAACUCAAGUAAUUUAUAAAUCAAUUACAUUAAUUCCAAUUUGAACUGGUUUAAUGUGAAGGCUCCAUGCCGUCUCUUACAUGAUAGAUCCUGUUACAGUAUAUGAGCCAUAGGAGAAACUAAUGAGCAUGAUUGGAAUGAAGAAUGGACUCAACUCAACUUUAGACCACUUUCAAGGUGAACAUAUCAGAAAAAAAUUACUUUCAAUUCAAUUUGGACAAAGAAAGGCUCUCAAACAUUUAAUCCUAAGUGAGUUUUAACCACAUUCCUCAGGCCUCAUUAUAGAGGCAGCAGUGGCGACCUGUUUAGCUAAAAAAAAGAAGGUUAUUUUGGCAUUAAUACGUGUCACAUAUCAGUUUGCAAACAAUGUAAAAAAAAAUUGAGUUAAUA
This is a messenger RNA of Oncorhynchus keta (chum salmon), 2617 nucleotides long. RefSeq names its product cytochrome P450 1A1. Gene Ontology annotation, molecular function: iron ion binding; oxidoreductase activity, acting on paired donors, with incorporation or reduction of molecular oxygen, reduced flavin or flavoprotein as one donor, and incorporation of one atom of oxygen; heme binding. Lineage: Eukaryota; Metazoa; Chordata; Actinopteri; Salmoniformes; Salmonidae. Gene Ontology annotation, biological process: progesterone metabolic process; hormone biosynthetic process. The record is from RefSeq and is a predicted model, not a curated record. The transcript is spliced from 6 exons. The coding region runs from base 53 to 1621 and encodes 522 amino acids.